AUGGCUCUGCUGACCACUCAGAUGACUGCUCAGACAAACAACAACUUAACGCAUGGUUCAAGCACAGGUGGGUUCCCUGCUCGGUACUUGGUGGCACUGAUUUCAGGCAUAGCGGGUAUCUUUUUAGCCAUAGUGGUGUACUUGGUGUGGUUUUACUGUCGUCAGAAACGAAGUCAUCUAAACUGGCACGGAUCUUCUGACGGUGAAGAUUCUCCGAAUACUGUGACCAACGACCUCAAGAUCAGUCAAAGUACGCCCGACCUUGUGCAUCAGUUAAUGGCUGAAAAUGGAGGAAUCAGUCACUCCAAACAUGGAAUUUUUAAACAUACCCAACGUCAAUCAACCCUGCCAACGGUCUCCGAGAGACACGUGUCAUUUCAGCGACAACUUUCCCACAAGUUGGACUUGUCUAACAUUGAAUUUACAGUUCAAAGUAUAAAACAUAAAGAACAGCCAAACCUGGGUUCCAUCAAACCAGAAUUGUAUAAACAAGUGUCCAUUGACAGUAUAAAAAGUGAGCAGAUGCUUUGUGGUAAAAUCUUCUUCAGUCUCAAGUAUGAGCAUGACCUUGGGGAGCUAAAGGUUCUCAUACACAGAGCAGAGGAUUUACCUGCGAAAGAUUUUUCAGGCACAUCAGAUCCAUAUGUAAAAACAUAUUUACUACCAGAUCGUAAACACAAGUGUCAAACAAAAGUUCAUCGCAAAACUCUUAACCCAGAGUUCAAUGAAUCAUUCACAUUCUCUGUACCCUAUAAGGAAAUUACGUCAAGAACUUUGCAGUUUAAUAUAUAUGAUUUUGACAGAUUUUCUCGUCAUGAUCUGAUUGGUGCUGUUGUGGUGAAGGAUAUUUUAAGUGAGGGAAGUUUGCUGAAAGAAACAUUUUAUGUGAGAGAUAUACUUUCAGCCAACCAGGAGAAGUUUGACUUUGGAGAGCUGAUGUUAUCACUGUGUUAUCUCCCUACGGCUGGAAGACUGACGCUGACUGUGGUCAAGGCCCGUAAUCUAAAGGCCAUGGACAUUACAGGUUCAUCAGAUCCAUAUGUGAAGGUUUCACUGAUGUGCCAGGGGAAGAGGAUAAAGAAGAGGAAGACAUCAGUAAAGAGAAACACACUGAACCCUGUCUACAAUGAGGCGAUGGUGUUUGAUGUUCCUCAGGAGAAUGUGGACGAUGUAUAUCUGGUCAUCAAAAUGAUUGACUACGAUAGGAUUGGUAGUAAUGAGGUGAUGGGAUGCUGUGCCCUGGGGCCCAAGUAUAAUGGUGUUGGACGAGACCACUGGUUUGAGAUGUUGGAGUCACCCCGUAAACCUGUUGCCCAGUGGUAUGCACUCCAGGAGCAUGUGCCCUGCUGCAGUGACACUCCAAAUGGCAAAUGUAAGUUUGGCUGUCGCCAUUCACGCCAGUCCACAGUCGACUCCAGUGAAGGAAGUACCUACUGA
This is a messenger RNA of Ylistrum balloti, 1437 nucleotides long. Its product is annotated as synaptotagmin-9-like. Gene Ontology annotation, cellular component: membrane. Gene Ontology annotation, biological process: regulation of dopamine secretion; calcium-ion regulated exocytosis; regulation of calcium ion-dependent exocytosis. NCBI's taxonomy places the organism in Eukaryota, Metazoa, Mollusca, Bivalvia, Pectinida, Pectinidae. The coding region runs from base 1 to 1437 and encodes 478 amino acids. The transcript has 5 exons. The record is from RefSeq and is a predicted model, not a curated record. Gene Ontology annotation, molecular function: calcium-dependent phospholipid binding; phosphatidylserine binding; SNARE binding.